Messenger RNA from Hyphopichia burtonii NRRL Y-1933, 1213 nucleotides. RefSeq lists its product as uncharacterized. The record is from RefSeq and is a predicted model, not a curated record. Bases 59 to 1066 code for a protein of 335 amino acids. The transcript has 2 exons. Gene Ontology annotation, cellular component: cytoplasm; eukaryotic 43S preinitiation complex; eukaryotic translation initiation factor 3 complex. NCBI's taxonomy places the organism in Eukaryota, Fungi, Ascomycota, Pichiomycetes, Serinales, Debaryomycetaceae. Gene Ontology annotation, molecular function: metallopeptidase activity; translation initiation factor activity.
AGUGAAAAUUUAAGCUGAUGGCUCCCAUACAAGAAGGAUUAGACUACAGUGAGUUAAGAUGCCAUCGAGACAAAGCGGAAAGAGUUACAAGAAGCCAAGUGCCACUGUACUUCAGAUCGAGGCCAGUGCAUUGUUUUCCAUCAUCAAACACACCUCGGAAAACUAUCCAUCGUUAUACUCGGGGGCAUUAUUAGGGUUUGAAGAUGAUUCUGGGUUAUUAGAUAUCACCCAUGCUUAUCCAUAUCCAUAUCCAGAUCAGUAUGAAGGAGGGUCGUUACGUUCCAAGAGCGGAAACAGAUAUCAACAAGAGAUCUUGGAUACAUUAAAGGAAUUAGAUCAUGGGAUUGAAUUUCAAGGAUGGUUUCAAUCAACCGUUAGUGGAAGUUAUGCCACCAACCAAUUAGUUGAUUCCUUAGCACAACAACAGUUGAGUAAUAAUAAUGCAUUUGUAUUGAUUCACAAUAUGGCCUCGAUUAACAAGGAGAUUGAAUUGAAAGCCAUUAGAUUAACUGAAAAUUUUAUUGGAGCUUAUAUUGAUGGAAGAUGGAAAACCAAGGAUUUAGAAAAUAACAAAUUAUCAUUUUUAAAUAUUUUCGAAGAAAUUCCAAUCAAGAUUCAUAAUCAACACUUAGUUAAUUUAUAUUUAUCAAACUUAGAAGAAAAAGAUAUUAAAUCGCAAGAAGAAUUUGAAUUAUUCAAUUUAAAUUCAAACCAAAAUUCCACUGCUCAAUUAUUAGAAAGUUUAUAUAGUCAAAUUGAUUCCUAUAAUUUCGACCAAACCAAUUUUAAUUAUUAUCAAAGACAAUUACAAAAAGAACAUUCUAAAAUUACUGCAUGGAAACAACAAAGAAAAUUAGAUAAUUUCGAAAGACAAAAGCGUGGAGAAGCCGAAUUGGAUCUUGACGAAUGGCAAUCCGUUUUCAGAUUACCAAAUGGUCCUUCAAGAUAUAAUAAUAUCUUAUACUCUCAUACUAUUGACGAAUUGGCUGAUGAUCUUUUGAAAAAAUGCGAUGAAGAAUUAACUAAAAGUUGUGCUAUUGAAAGAAAAUUAACUGCUCAAGAUUAAUCUGUAAAUUAUAUAUUAAAUUAAGUUGUUAUUUAGUUGUUAUUCAACUAUUGUAAGUUGUAAGUUGUAAGUUAAAGUAUCCAUUUAUCCUAACGCACUUAUGAUUAGUCAGACACGGAGAAAGUGAAGGAAAUUGUGAUAAAUCAG